CACUAGGGGAUAGGAUUAGCAAACCUGAAACCUCUGCAAAUAUUUGGCUUCCUCCGGCAUUCCUCCCGAGGCUUCUGGCUGUCUCGUGCCUACCUCACCCAGUACCCUUUAGGCUCGCUCCGCCACACAAAGCCCGAUCUGCCUAUCUCCUCUUCGCAAACCCUGAGAACUUCAUUCCGCACGUUGAAACUCGUCGGUGGCGGUGGCGGGCAGGACUGGGCAUGCUCAGUGGCGGGGACAGGUCUGGGAGGCGAGGAAGCCGCAUUUGAAGUGGCUCGGCCUCGGGGAUGAGGGGGAGGCAGGCGCCCCGGCCGGGGUCCGCCGAGGUUCCCGCUGCGGCGCGCGAGGCCGACAUGCCGCGGCCGGGAGCAGCCAGCCCGGCGCGCGGGGACCGGGUCUCCGAAGACGUGGGGGCGCCGACGGGAGGAGGGGAGGAGCGCCCGGGCCGCCAGCCCCAGGCGCCGAGGCUGCCGGAUGGCAAGCCGCAGGGAGGAUCCGAGGACAGGAGGACGCCGGAUCGUGACCUCCAGCGAGGCCGCCCGAGCCGGAGCCCGCGCGCCGCCCCGCCGGCCCCGGGCAUGGGCGACCGCGGCGCGCAGCACGAGCGCGCGGCCCUGCAGUCCCUGGGGGCCCCCGAGGGCGCCGCGGCCGCCGUGAACGGGCUGCUGCACAACGGCUUCCACCCGCCGCCCGCCUGCAGCCGCGACCCGCCGCCCGCACGCUUCCAGCUCUCGUCCGAGCUGCAGCCGCAGCCGCCGUUCGCCCAGCAUGAUUCUCCGGCCAAGAAAUGCCGGCUGCGGAGGAGGAUGGACUCCGGGAGGAAGAACAGGCCGCCAUUCCCGUGGUUUGGUAUGGAUAUUGGUGGAACCCUGGUUAAGCUGGUUUACUUUGAACCGAAGGAUAUCACGGCAGAAGAAGAACAGGAAGAAGUAGAGAACCUGAAGAGCAUCCGGAAGUAUUUGACUUCUAACACUGCCUAUGGCAAAACUGGGAUCCGAGACGUCCACCUGGAACUGAAAAACCUGACAAUGUGUGGGCGCAGAGGGAACCUGCACUUCAUCCGCUUCCCCACCUGUGCCAUGCACAUGUUCAUCCAGAUGGGCAGCGAGAAGAACUUCUCCAGCCUCCACACCACUCUCUGUGCCACGGGAGGCGGGGCUUUCAAGUUUGAAGAGGACUUCAGAAUGAUUGCGGACCUGCAGCUGCAUAAACUGGACGAACUGGACUGCUUGAUUCAGGGCCUGCUUUACGUUGACUCGGUUGGCUUCAACGGCAAGCCAGAAUGCUACUAUUUUGAAAACCCCACAGAUCCCGAGUUGUGUCAGAAGAAGCCAUACUGCCUUGAUAACCCGUACCCUAUGUUGCUGGUUAACAUGGGCUCCGGAGUCAGCAUUCUGGCAGUGUACUCCAAGGACAACUACAAAAGAGUGACGGGGACCAGUCUUGGAGGUGGGACAUUCCUAGGCCUAUGUUGCUUGCUGACUGGUUGUGAGACCUUUGAAGAAGCUCUGGACAUGGCAGCUAAAGGCGACAGCACCAAUGUUGAUAAGCUGGUGAAGGACAUAUACGGAGGAGACUAUGAACGAUUUGGCCUUCAAGGAUCUGCUGUAGCAUCAAGCUUUGGCAACAUGAUGAGUAAAGAAAAGAGAGAAUCCAUCAGCAAGGAGGACCUUGCCCGGGCCACACUGGUCACCAUCACCAACAACAUUGGCUCCAUUGCUCGGAUGUGUGCACUGAAUGAGAACAUUGACAGAGUUGUAUUUGUUGGGAACUUUCUCAGAAUCAACAUGGUCUCGAUGAAGUUGUUAGCCUAUGCAAUGGACUUUUGGUCUAAAGGGCAGCUGAAAGCACUGUUUCUGGAACAUGAGGGUUACUUUGGAGCUGUUGGGGCCCUGUUGGAACUGUUCAAAAUGACUGAGGCACAGUAGAGAGGACAGCCCCUCGUGAGGACAGAGAACUGACGGGCACUGCCAGAGAAGUGACAUCUCCUUGGGACAGAAGCCAAGCCACCAUGGUGGAUGAACCUGCUGUAUUUGUAAAUAACUUAAAAUCCUAGAUCUUUUGCUCUUAGGUUUCAAGCUUAUGAUACAAAAUGGGGAAUAUAAGAAUUUUUUUCUGUAUACUGUAUUUUUUUAAAAAAAAAAGAAAUUGUGCAGCGUGGCCAAACCUACCAAUUUCAUGCAUUAACUUUGAAAAGUUGUGUGAUGUUUAAGAGGGGCCUGAAAUGAAAGCGCUGUCCAUUUUUCUUCUGGGGUUUACUGAUCAGUGUGGUAACUUUAACUUCAUUUAGUAAUUACUCUAGGAGAUUUUGCCUUUACUUAUAUUUUUUCAUGACGUUUCAUGAUUUGCUGUUGGUUUCAAAUGAAACUAUGAAUCUGGCAUGUUGCACUGUGAACACUUUGUUUGUUUGUUUACUCUUUCUCUUUUUUUUAAUCCUUUCUGUUUCAAUGUCUUAGGACAAAAAAAGAAAAAAGGAGUCCUUCCUCUGUUUUUGUCCCUUGUGAUCUCCCUUCUCUCUGUCUAUAUGCUUUCCUUAUUGUAAUUGCUCAUGUCAAUCAAGGUGCUGAUCAACUCAACACAAAGUUAAACACAUAAUCCAGUUCUACAGGAGUGACCAUGUGAGAAGACAUUAAAGGAAGGGGUUAAUGAAAGUGGCAAACACUGAACAUUAUAUCCAAUUUUAUCCUUGGUUUUUAUCCCUCAUAAUAUAAUGUUCCAUUGGAUUUACUCGACACUAAGUUGAAUAGUCUGUGAUAACAUGUCCUCAUUCAUGUAUGCCAUAAGAAUGGCAGCAAACCCCUGGAUAAAAUUUGGAGGGACCCCCCUAGCGGCUCUGAUCACACUGGACUUAGGGGAGAAGUUGUGGGUUGAGGUGUCAGUUAGAAAUAACGGUCUGUUUUGUACAUGUUUGUACCUAGGAACCGUGUAACAAGACAUCUUAAGUAAUAAAGUUUUUUUAAAUUUCUGUUUUAGUAUUUAAACUGAGAUCUGUGCUUGAUUUCAUUUCUAAAGCUUAAAUAUAGUUUGUGAUACACCGACAGAUGGACAUUUCCUUCUGAAAGGUGUUUGUUAAGACAGACAGGUCACUUUCAAAUGCGGAGGUUAUACACACAGUACCAGGAGAGCUAAUGAUCUUUUGGAUCAGGGUACCCUUGCAAGGGCUUCUUGAUAGGCAGUACACUUGGUCAAUCCUUGGUCAGUCUCCCCCCCUCUACCUUGUAGAGCACCACCUUUCAUUUCCACAUCCUUGAGUCUUGAAGAAGUCGAUGCUAAUGGAAGAAUUCCCUUGUCUGGUUUAAAUAAAGCCCGUUUCUGUUGGGA
Messenger RNA from Meriones unguiculatus (Mongolian gerbil), 3321 nucleotides. RefSeq names its product pantothenate kinase 1 (gene Pank1). Lineage: Eukaryota; Metazoa; Chordata; Mammalia; Rodentia; Muridae. Gene Ontology annotation, molecular function: pantothenate kinase activity; ATP binding. Gene Ontology annotation, biological process: coenzyme A biosynthetic process. The record is from RefSeq and is a predicted model, not a curated record. Gene Ontology annotation, cellular component: cytosol; nucleus. Bases 288 to 1928 code for a protein of 546 amino acids. The transcript has 7 exons.